Molecule: messenger RNA, 1983 nt
Organism: Pseudogymnoascus destructans
Lineage: Eukaryota; Fungi; Ascomycota; Leotiomycetes; Thelebolales; Thelebolaceae
Exons: 2
Coding region: 1-1983 (660 amino acids)
Molecular function (GO): ATP binding; hydrolase activity; DNA binding
Source: RefSeq, a predicted model, not a curated record
AUGCUGCGAGCUUCGAGGGGUCUCGCUACAGGGACACUGUCGAAGUUUCAAUAUCGCAUUUCAUUUCUCAAACGAUGCCUUGCUACGGCAGCGUCAUCGUCCGCAGAUGCACUCGAGCCAGUGAUUAACCCCCCAUCAGGGAUCCGUUUGCGCCAGUAUCAGGAGGAAUGCAUACAAUCUGUCCUCUCGUACCUUGACAGAGGCCAUAAGAGGCUGGGAAUCUCACUGGCUACUGGCAGUGGAAAGACGGUCAUCUUUACCCAACUUAUCGAUCGCGUUAAGCCUCUGCCAUGCGGUGCGGACCAGACUCUCAUCCUGGCUCAUCGCCAGGAACUCGUCGAACAAGCAGCGAAGCACUGUAUUAAUGCAUACCCGACAAAGAGCGUCGACGUUGAAAUGGGCAGCAUCCAUGCGAGUGGCGUGGCAGACAUCACCAUCGCAAGCGUGCAAAGUAUUAUAUCCAAGAGCCGCAUUCAGAAAUUCAACCCAAACCGCUUCAAGCUGAUAUUGGUGGAUGAGGCCCAUCAUAUCGUAGCCCCAGGAUAUUUGAAGACCCUCGCUUACUUUGGACUCUCGAAGGCGAAGGUAGACGGCCCAGCUUUGGUGGGUGUCUCUGCAACUCUUUCUCGAUUCGAUGGGUUACGGCUAGGCGCUGCCAUAGAUCAAAUUGUAUAUCAUAAGGAUUAUAUCGACAUGAUUGGCGAAAAAUGGCUGUCGGACGUCAUUUUUACUACAGUUGAGUCAACAGCAGACAUCUCCAAAGUGAAGAAGGGGACAACAGGGGAUUUCCAAACUAGAGAGCUCUCUCGCGCCGUCAACACGGGUCAGAUCAACGAAAUCACAGUCCGUACAUGGCUAGCGAAAGCACAGGAGAGGAAGUCAACGCUGGUCUUCUGUGUGGACCUAGCCCACAUCGCGGGUCUGACAAAAGCAUUUCGAGACCGAGGGGUCGACGCUCGAUUCGUCACGGGAGAUACCCCGAAAAUUGCGAGAAGCGAAACGCUCGAUGCAUUUCGCGCUGGCGAGUUUCCAGUGCUGAUCAACUGCGGUGUCUUCACAGAAGGAACAGACGUGCCUAACAUCGAUUGUGUCCUUCUUGCGCGUCCAACAAAGUCUCGAAAUCUUCUCGUCCAGAUGAUUGGUCGAGGGAUGAGGCUCUUUCCAGGAAAGGAGAACUGCCAUAUUAUUGAUAUGGUGGCCAGUCUUGAGACUGGUAUUAUAUCGACACCGACACUAUUUGGGAUGGACCCAUCAGAACUUGUCACCGAAGCCACAGUAGACGAUAUGAAGGAGAUCAAGGAGGCGAGAAUGAGCCAGGCGCCCAUAGACGCCGCGUUUCAGACCAUCACGCCGGACACCACGCACCCCAUCAAGGUCAUAUUUACAGAUUAUGAUUCGGUUUUUGACCUCAUCGAGGAUUCCUCGGCUGAGCGGCAUAUCCGCGCCAUUAGCCGGCAUUCCUGGGUAGAGGUUUCUGACCGCAAGUAUAUCCUCACCACCCCGAGUGGCAAAUACUUAAAAAUCGAACUCAAUACCGAAGAAAAGGAUGCUGAUCCCACCUUUGUCGUCUCCGAGAUCGUUCCAUACACUGGUCCCCUCAAGAAGCAGCCAUACAAGCCUCCACGUGAGAUAGCACGGCAUACAGGGUUCGAGGAUGCAGUCCAUGCUGCGGACACCUUCGCAUCUCUCAGAUACCCGAAGCCCUUUAUUGUUACGACACAAAGGUGGAGAGAGAAGCCAGCAACUGAAGGACAGUUGAUGUUCUUGAAUCGGUUCCGCCUUCAAAGUGACCCUUUGACUCCGGAUAUGAUAAAUAAAGGGAAGGCGGGGGACAUGAUUACGAAAGUUAAACAUGGUGCCAGGGGCCGCUUUGCGAAGGUGGAAACUACGAGGAGAAAACUUGGGAGACAGGCUUUAAAGUUGGAACAGGAGGAGGAGUUGAAGAGGAGAGAGAAUGUAAGUGUAGGGCCGCUGUUGGAUUAA